Molecule: messenger RNA, 7127 nt
Organism: Labeo rohita (rohu)
Lineage: Eukaryota; Metazoa; Chordata; Actinopteri; Cypriniformes; Cyprinidae
Gene: cc2d1b
Product: coiled-coil and C2 domain containing 1B
Exons: 27
Coding region: 684-3278 (864 amino acids)
Biological process (GO): regulation of transcription by RNA polymerase II
Cellular component (GO): nucleus
Molecular function (GO): RNA polymerase II cis-regulatory region sequence-specific DNA binding; DNA-binding transcription repressor activity, RNA polymerase II-specific
Source: RefSeq, a predicted model, not a curated record
UCUUAAUAGGUCAGUACAGCCCUAAAUUAUAUAUUACUAUGUUUUGGUAGUGACAAAUUUUUGGGGAGAGGACAAAUAUUCCAAAACUUCCUGAAAAAACAAUUUGAGUAUCAACUGCACAUGUACUAGAAAUGUAUACUUUGGAUAUUAUGCAAUUUGCAUACAUAAAAGGAAUUUGAAUUGGUAAGAGUUUUAUGUGCUCACAUAAAUAUUUUUUCAAUGCAGUUAACGGUGGCUGUCAGUUUCUUGACUAACAUCUGAAUCCAUACGGUUUUUAAAAUGAUGUAAAUUUUCAUUUCCAGCGAGAGACACUUUUAUUUUGAAAACCGGUCUGUCGUUUAGCGAUUAAAACUUUUAUUUUGAAAAUUCUAAAGCCCGCUGCGGGUUGCAACUGUUGGGCGUGGCCUGUCUUUGAUGUUUUCGUUGCAUUGGUUGCGGUAGCAAAACAAAGCCAAUGUUACAUGCAGCUCUGUGUUGUGAGAUGCGUUUUCAUUAGAAAUUCACUGAGGGUGUUUCCACUGACAUAAAACUGUCAAGUGAAGCCCUGCGUAAGGUAGGAAGGAGGAAGUGGAGUGGGUUUACAGUUGGCGAGGAAAAGAAAGUAAACUGUUCCACAGUGCUGUUCUGGAUCAGCGGGGUGUUUGUCUGUCCUGUAAAGGGCGGAGGAGCGGGAGCAGGACGGGAUGUUUGCCCGGAAAAACAAGCGAGCAGCAGCGCCGAAAGGCCAAGGAGCAGCUGCAGCCAAACAGAUGGGAUUGUUCCUUGAUUUCAAGCCAGAAGAUAUGAUGGACAUGGAGCAAGAUCUGGAUGAUCCGGCUUUAGAAGCCGAAUUUGCUGCCAUUGUUGGGAAGAAACCAAAUGUGGCUCCCAGAGGGAAAAAGGCUGGCAAAGCUCCAUUACCAAUGGAGGAUAUUGAAAAAAUGGCAGAGGCCUGCAUGAAAGACAUUGAUGAUGAUGAAGAUGAGAGUCUGGAGGAUGAUGAAGACCUCUUGGCUGAACUGCAGGAAGUGGUUGAUGAGGAGGAAACGGAAGAUUCAGGAGCCGCAACCCCCGCCUCCCCCAUUAGUGCGGAAACCCCUUCAGCAGAACUGACGCCAGCCAAACAGGACACUAAGGUUUCUUCACUGCCUGGUAGCAUUGAGCACACUUUAGAGGAGAGAAUAAACAUGUAUAGGUUGGCUGUUACCAAUGCCAAAGCCACAGGUGAAACCUCUAAAGUUCGGAGAUAUGAGAGAGGUCUCAAGACACUACAGACUAUGCUGGCAUCAGUACGGAAAGGAGGGAAGAUUGAUGAAGCAGAGAUUCCCCCUCCAGUUGCAUGUGGAGCAUCUGGUCCCAGUCAGCCCCCUGCCCCUGCAGCUUCACCUGAUGAGCACGGGGAAUGUGACAGCGCUGUUGGGAUUUCUCCUAUCUCUGCGGAGGCCGCCCCUGUUGUCAUGGAUCCAGCAUCAAACACUAAAGACGAGUCCUCCGGUGUAACGUCUCCAGCUUCCCUGUCAUCUCCAGAAGGGGAACACAUAGCAAGUGGUACUCAGUUGCACUUAGCAGACUCACCAGCCGAACAGCCCACUAAAGACGUUCUGUUAGAGCGACAGAAGGAGUACAGGAUGGCAGCUCUCAAGGCCAAACAAGCAGGAGAUAUUGAACAAGCCAAAAUGUAUAUAAAGGCCAGCAAGGGAUUCGAUGCAGCAAUUGAGGCUUUGGAGAAAGGCCAGCCGGUGGACAUGAGCUCCAUUCCGCCCCCUCUGUCUCAAGCAUCUACAGUUACUCGCCCUGCACCUCAAAAAGCUGUUACCUCACCUUCAGCUCCUGCAGACAGCGUUUCUGGCCCAGCUCAGCCUCAGACUGUCCUUGAAGCUCUGGAACAGAGAAUGGCCAAGUACAAAGAGGCUUUCACACAAGCUAAGGCCAGCGGGGAUGAUCGCAAAGCCCGCAUGCACGACCGCAUUGCUAAACAAUACCAGGCUGCCAUCCGUGCCCAUAAAGCAGGACGACCUGUCAAUUUUGACGAACUUCCAGCCCCUCCAGGCUUUCCUCCUAUCCCAGGCCAGAAGGCUGCUUCUCCAGAGCAGGGAUUGGCUGCAGUGCUGGAAACGGCCAAUAAGCUGACAUCCAAUGAAGCUGAAACUGGUGAUGAUGAAGAGGAAGAUGAAGAGGGAGAGGAGAAGGCUCCAAAAGUAAGCGACCAAAAGAAGCCCACUCUUGCAGUGCAGCCAACAGUACAGAAGCCCAAGAGGACCCCUUCACCUUCCCCAGACAGAACAUCCAAAAGAGGAAGUCUGCCUGACACUGCUCAGCAGCAGCUGGAGUUUCUCGAAGGCCGUAAAAAGCAGUACAUGAAAGCAGCGCUGCAGGCAAAGCAAAAGAAUGACCUAGAGCAGGCCAAGACCCUCCUGCGCGCAGCAAAGGGUUUGGACCCCUUGAUAGAAGCCGCCCGCAGUGGCAAGACAGUGGACGUAAGCAAGGUGCCUUCACCACCUGGAGAUGAGGAUGAGGACUUCAUCGUGGUCCAUCACAGUGAUGUUCAGAUCUCAGAGAAGGCUGAGGAGGUCUACACUCAACUUAACAAACUACUCAAAGAGCAAUACGAGAAAUGUGUGACGUACUCCAAGCAGUUCACACACAUGGGAAAUGUUGCAGAAACAACCAAAUUUGAGAAAAUGGCAGAACAAUGUAAGAAGAGCCUGGAGAUUCUUAAACUGGCACAGACCAGGGGGCUUCAACCUCCUAAGCAUCACUUUGAGGAGAGAACAUAUCGCACUGUCAGGAUUUUUCCAGAGCUCAGUAGCACAGACAUGGUUGUGGUCAUUGUUAAAGGGAUGAACCUUCCUGCUCCCCCUGGUGUCGCAACAAAUGACUUGGAUGCCUAUGUCAAGUUUGAUUUUCCAUACCCCAGUGCAGAUCAGCCACAGAAACAUAAAACGUCAGUCAUCAAAAAUACCAACAACCCAGAGUAUAACCAGAACUUCAAACUGAACAUCAACCGGAACCACCGUGGAUUCAGGAGAGUCAUACAGUCUAAAGGCCUGAAGCUGGAAGUGCUGCACAAAGGUGGCUUCCUGAGAAGCGACAAGCCGGUAGGAACAGCCCUGCUCAAACUGGAGAAACUGGAAACUGAAAGCGAAGUGAGAGAGAUAGUGGAGCUCAUGGAUGGGCGGAAGUCCACAGGUGGUCGUCUGGAGGUGAGGGUGCGUCUCAGAGAGCCGUUGGGUGGGCAGGACCACCAGACUGUCACAGAACGAUGGCUAGUGUUAGAGGAGCCACAGGUACUGCUGUAACUGACACUGUGAUUUCAUCUUCACAAAGUCUUGAGGUCUCAGUGGUUUCUUAUCAGAGCGGAUGAAGGUAUAGACGGUCAAAGCUCAACAUUGCUGCUAGCCUCGGGUACGAACCACAUAAAGGAGAGGAGCUUACUUAACAUGCUGUCUGUGGUUUGAACCGUUCACAAAAAGACAGUCACUGACAGAGGGAGUCAGCAUUACCUUUAUCAGGGUAAAAGAGGAUGCACCAGGAUGUAAGAGUUGGGAUGGUUAUUAAAAAUACAAGAGAUAUUAAUAAGCAGAGCGGGAAAAUGUGCACAGACUUGCGUGAGAUUGAUAUGCCUUUUAAACGGGCCUUUUGAGAUAGUUUGCCUCUUGAUUUUAUAAUAACGCUCACCCCAACUGUUACAUUAAUGCAUUGGAGUUGAAGCCAAUGAGAGCUAACGUUUUUUUUCACUGCUCUGGGAUGCACUUACGCACUAAUGCCAAAGUAAUCACUGCUGCCGCAGUAAGAUGAAUGACUUAAUCUGUUCUCCCUUAAACUAGGAACCUGUUCCUGCCAUAUCUCAAAUACUAAUGUAUGACUGCUAUGCAAAUGAGUUAUACACGAUUAGCUAUGCAAAAAACAUUUGCGUUUGAAUCCCAAACAUUUAGUCAGACAUUUCAAAAUCUGUUUACAUCCUAUGUGAAUUUACUGCUUGAUUUAUUACGGAUAGGCCGUGUCAAAGUACUGCUGUUAAAUAUUAUAUUCCUUAUAAAUACCAUUAAAGCCAUAAACCAGCUUUUACUAAUUGAACCAGAUGUGAAUUAUUCAUCAGCUGUUCUGAAUAGUCUAUUUUUUAAUGUUUGCUCCAGGAGAUAAAUGAGCGAGCGUACCACGUCAUUUUUCCAAUAAAUUUAGGCUUCGGUGAACUUUCCCUGCACUUUGCUGACAAUCAGGACUAGAACUGGUGCUGCAAUAGUUGUGUACACAUUCUCUGAACAGAAGUGCCAGUUUAGUUGAUGUUAUACGUUAGCAAAAGUAGAUUUUAGUUUUUAUUGUUUUGUACGUAUGUUAAACUUAAUAUAUUAGAGAAAUCUAUUAUCGCUCUUCUUGCACUUGACAGUUGUUCUGUACUAGGGUUGCUCCUAGUAGGCACUUUAGCCACAGAUAGCCAAUGUUUACAUUGCAAUCUAGUGCAACUUAAAUAGAUAGUUCAUCCAUAAAUAAACAUUCUGUCAUUAAUUAAUCACCCUCAUGUCGUUCCAAACCCGUAAGACCUUUGUUCAUCUUCAGAACACAAAUUAAGAUAUUUCUGAUGAAAUCCAAGAGCUUUCUGACUGUCCAUAGACAGCAAUGUAACCGAAAUGUUCCCAGAAACGUAGUAAGGACAUCCCUAAAACAGUCCAUUUGACAUCAGUGAAUGAACUGUAAUUUUAAGAAGCUACGAGAAUACUUCUUGGGCGCAAAUGAAACAGAAAUAACGACUUUAUUCAACAGAAAGUAUUUUCGGUGCUUCGAAAAAAAUUACGGUUGAACCACCGAUGUCACGUGGACUAUUUUAAUGAUGUCCUUAUUACAUUUCUGGGAACAUUUUAGUUACGUUGCUGUCUACAGAGACUCAGAAAGCUCUUGGAUUUUAUCAAAAAUAUCUUACGAACGUCUUUGCUCAUUUGGAACGACAUAGGGGUGAGUAAUUAAUUACAGUUUUUGGGUGUACUGUCCUUUUAAAGGAGAAGUUCACUUCCAGAACAAAAUUUACAGAUAAUUUACUCACCCCCUUGUCAUCCAAGAUGUUCAUGUCUUUCUUUCUUCAGUCAUAAAAAAAAAUUUUUUUGAGGAAAACAUUCAGGAUUUCUCUCUAUAUUGUGGACUUCUAUGGUCCAAAAUGCAGCUUAAAUGCAGUUUCAAGGGGCUCUAAAUGAUCCCAGCCGAGGAAGAACGGUCUUAUCUAGCAAAACGAUUGGUUGUUUUCUAAAAAAAUGACAAUUUGUAUACUUUUUAAACCUCUGAUGUUCGUCUUGUCUAGCUCUGCGUGAACUCUUGUGUAUUCCGGUUCAGGACAGUUAGGGUAUGUCGAAAAACUCCCAUCUCAUUUUCUUCUCCAACUUUAAAAUCGUCCUGUACAUACCUAUACUAUACUAUACAUACCCUAACUGUCAUGAAACGGAACACACAGAGUUCACACAGAGCUAGACAAGACAAGCAUUUGAGGUUAAAACGUAUAUAAAUUGUUUUUUUCUUUUUUUUGUUUUUUUAGAAAAUGACCGAUUGUUUCGCUAGAUAAGACCUUCUUCUUCAGCUGGGAUCGUUUAGAGUCCUUUGAAGCUGCAUUUAAACUGCAUUUUGCGAACUUACUGGCACAAUUGAAGUCAACUAUAUGGAGAGAAACGCUGAAAUGUUUUCCUCAAAAAACAAUUUCUUUAUGACUAAAGACAUGAACAUCUUGGAUGACAAGGGGGUGAGUAAAUUAUCUGUUCCUUUUUUUAUUCUGGAAGUGAACUUCUCCUUUAAGUUAAUCUAUUCAGACAAAUAAGACGAUACCUUUUGUGUAUACUUGCCAUGACCUCAGAAAUAGCUUUUAAAGCAAUAGCUCACCCAAAAAUGAAAAUUUGCUGAACGUAUACUCACCCUCAGGCCAUCCAAGAUGUAGCUGAGUUUGUUUCUUCAUCAGAAAAGAUUUGGAGAAAUUCAGCAUUACGUGCACUUGGAUCCUCUGCAGCGAAUGGGUGCCGUCAGAAUGAGUUUUCAAACAGCUCGAGUUUUCAAACAUCACUCCAGUUCAUCAGUCAAAGUCUUAAAAAGUUAAAAGGCUGCUUGUUUGUAAGAAACAAGUCUGUAUAACCCACUUAUUCCAGUGAAAAUGUCCAUCUUCUGCUGGCCUUCAACAUCAAAAUCCAAUCUGUUUUGGACUCUUUUCACUUGUAAAUGGUGGUGGUUGUUUUGUGCGUAUUCCUCUCCUGAUUCAGACAAGGUAACUUUUUCAAUGGAUGAAACAGUAUAUUAUGGAUAGAUGAUGUCUUGAUGAAUUUCUUUUUUACAAACAGUUUUUCAAGAUGUUAAAUAAUCGUCGUGUGGAUUAUUGAUGUUUUUAUCAGCUGUUUGGACUCUCAUUCUGAUGGCACCCAUUCGCUGAGAAUCCAUUGGUGAGCAAGUGCUGCAAUGCUAAAUUUCUCCAUAGCUGUUCCAUGUAGAAGCAAACUAAUUCACUAUCUUGGAUAGCAAAUUUCAUUUUUGGGUGAGCUAUUCAUUUAACCUUGUUCAGCGUCUACUUUGCAAGUCUAAAAAUACCUAAGUUUUGCCCCAUUUAUAUUUUGUGGUCUGCUGGAUCACAGCUUGUGAAGAAUUGACUGACAUUUGGCUUUUAAGCAUGGACAAUGUACAAUUUAAACCCAUCAGCCUAGUUUUUAGCAUCUGUCCAUUCAUUUCAGUUAGAGUUGUUCCCAUCUCGUGUGAAUUGUGCGGUUGGGCACAUUUUCCAGUCUUGGAUUGAGCUUUAUCCUGGUUUAAAUUGCACUGUCAAUGUUGAUCCUUCAUUACAUGUCUUUUAAUCCACCACAAGGCUUAUAUUGAAAAAUAUUGAUCUCAUGUUACACAUGCCAUAAUGUUUGAGUUUCGUUGUUGUGCAUCUUACUCUAGUUCCCUCAAGAGUCAGCCAUGUAAUUUAUUUCCAUUUUACACCAUUUAUUUAAACAGUUCUGUAAUUAAACGAGAAAAACAAAGAUUUGUGGUUCCUGAUUGUUCUUGAUUAACUAAAAUGGAGACAACUAAUAUAAAAAAUGUUUUCAGUUCCAUGUACAAAGAUGACCUUUUGUAUACUCAACAGGUUUGAUAAAGACUGCUUUUAUUGACAUUUUUAGUGUACAAUAAAGAAAGGUUGUAUUUUU